AUAGCAGCCUCGUUAUUGGCGAGAUUAGAGGCUCCCCUAGCUCCCUGGCGACGAUUCUCUACACUUGUGGCGACUGCCAAGGGUUGGUGUGGUGCGUGACGUAAGUACAAUUCAACCAAGCCCGUGCCGUCUUUGCCGACUGUUCGUGGGCUUUAUUUAUCGAGAAAAAAAAGGGGAAGAUUGGCAUUAUGGAAACGGUAGAAUUAUCUGAAACUGGAAAACAGAUCUAGGUAAUAAUAAUAGAAGAUAUUGUCAGAUUAUUAUAUUUUCUUGUAUAGAAUCAGAUUCCAUAAUAUGAAUAAAUUACAAGAAAACCACUUACAGGAUUGUAAAGUGAGUAGUUAUUCUACUGUUUUGCUUUAACUAUUCGUAGUCGCCGUCUGGUUACGAUGCCGAAUAUUUAUAGGUUAGUGGGCGCUUCCGUAGUCGCGUUGUCGUUAAUAAUCUUCUUCUUCAUACAGACGGUCGACGUCGACGUCAUGUACCAAUGGCAUCUCCUCGCCCAUGGCAAGGGAAAGCCAUCGCCUAAUACCGUUAUAGCGGGCGGAACGCCUUUGCGCAUCAUGUUCCUAGGCGCUUCGGUCACGCGCGGCGAAGAAUCGGUGGGCAAUAGAGGGUAUCGGAAGCAUCUUCGCGAUGAGCUCACGUCACGGGGUAAUCCGGUCAACUGCGUCGGCUUCAACCGGUUCGGCAACUUUCCCGACAACGACGUUGAAGGCUAUAGUGCAAAUCGGAUCAGGCAGGUCCGCAAACACGCAGAGCAGUCGGUGCCAUACUUGCAGCCGAACCUCGUGCUUAUACAGGUCGGCACCAGCGAUUGUUUCCAAAACGACGACACCGCCAACAUCAUGUCGCGAAUGCGCGAUCUGGUCGAGUAUCUGCUAGAAGCCUCGCCGCGGGCUACGGUCAUCAUGUCGACCAUCGUAACGACCCCAAGGAUGGAGUUCGAGCCGUGUAUGAAGAGCGCCAACGCCCAGAUCCGGCAGGCAGCUACCGAUCUGAUCCGGGAGGGGAGGCCGGUGGCGCUGGCGGAAAUGCAUUACGACCAGGAACUCCCCCGCCGGCCCAGGCCCGAAGACAUCGGCCACGACAAGAUUCACCCUACCAGCUCGGGGUACUUCAUGAUGGCGGAUAUAUUCAUGGAGAAGAUCCGCGAGGUCGAAGAGAAGGGUUUCUUAAAGUACCCUGUGGACAACGGCAUCCCUGCCGACGGCGAGGCUAGCAGGGAGGUGGAGGAUAAGUUGAAGGAAAAAGCGGAAAAGGAACAUCCUCUGAAGAGCUAGACUUGAGGACGGCGGGUCCCUAUGGGAUGAAGAUAACGGUGUUAUUUCUGGUCAUUUGCGAUUUAAUUCGGUUGGGCAUGGAGCAAGGGUAUUUCUGGGAUUUCUCCGGGUCUGGGAACAAAGAUGGAUGAUUAUCAUCCAUUGCGGCUGUUUGUACCAUAAGAGUACAUAGGAAAAAGAUACCCUAGAUGCUGUCGUUUCACAUAGAAUU
Messenger RNA from Daldinia loculata, 1494 nucleotides. RefSeq names its product carbohydrate esterase family 3 protein. The record is from RefSeq and is a predicted model, not a curated record. Gene Ontology annotation, molecular function: phosphatidylcholine lysophospholipase A1 activity. The transcript has 2 exons. Lineage: Eukaryota; Fungi; Ascomycota; Sordariomycetes; Xylariales; Hypoxylaceae. Bases 390 to 1283 code for a protein of 297 amino acids.